AUGCUGGAAUUGGCUGAAGAGGACGCCGAAGGCUAUGCUCGAUUCGGAGGUGUGCAGAUCCUUCAGAGAGCCUUUUACCUCAAUCUGGGAAUCCUAGGACUUGGAAUCCUAGGUGUCCUUGGACGCAGACGGGAGGAGACGAUGCUGCCGUCCAUGUCUCUCGGCAAAGCACGAGUGAUCGGAUGUUGUCGCUGUCGACCUCCAAAGAAGAAGUCUAGAAAGACCUGUUAUGACGCUAUGGUCCUGAUCUUGCUCAUCGGUGGGGCCGAAUGUGUCCAUGUCGGCAACCAUACCGAUCCUGAUGCUGUGCAUGCCACUUGCCCACGUUUUGUGAGAAAUUGCGAUCACAGUCUCGUCUUUCUCGAUAGUGGGGAUACAACUAAAUUUCGAAUCUACGAAGAGGAGUAUGCUCUGAGCUUGAUGCAAAAGAGUGCCCAGAUGGGCCUUUUCGCAUUACAAGCAAACCAGUCUCGUCAUGUUGAAAGUGAUGGAGCAAAGUGUCGAAUUGCGCAAACUUGGUUUGCUGGGGAAGAGGUCUGCGGCUCUAUGCCACGCAUGAUCUAUCUCCAGAAAGAUGGAAUGCAAGAACUCCAGCGGCCUCUCAACAUGCUCUGGCAGGAGUAUUGCAGCGAUGGGGCCUGUGAAUUUACGAUAGUCCGUCCAGACGAAACUCUCGCCGAUUUUGCGCUUUCGAUUCCUCAUUUCAUUGUGUGUCGCUCAAUCGACCUGUUCGACAGCAGAUUCUUGCCCAAUGGAGAGAUCACCAGGUCAGAGCACAAGCUGAACUGGUACCUGUACGAACCCGAGAGUCGUCGCUAUGGCUGGGAACAGCAAAUACCGGUCUCCUCUGGUAUGACGCUGACAUUUGUGGAGAGAGAUUUCCCGCAAGGGAUCUACCAGCCUCAGCAACAGCUGGAUGUGAAUGGGACCAGUGUAGGAGAACACUGCAACCUCUGUCAAUGCACCUAUACGACGAGACAGAUGGAGGAGGACAAGACCUGGAGGCUGGCUGCACAGCUGAAGACGCCCAAAUCCAAAGUGCUGGGAAACGAAUUAGCUGAUGCCAUGGCAAAAGAGGCUUUUGAGACACAGGAGUUUGCUGAUGCGCUGAAAGCACUGGGUGUCAGAAAUUCCAAGAAACCAGGCUUUGCUCAGCUCGACCUGCAAGUCGGGGGAGUGCCGGGCCAGGGCCUGACACAGCCGGUCCAGUCGCUGCGACUAAUGCAGAUGCAGGUAGUCAGCAUAAUUUUCCAUCGUCUUCGAGCGGCUGGACUACGACCAAACUUGCAGACAGGGAAAAGUGAGCUGCUGAUCGACGUUCGUGGUGCGGGAGCUUUAGAAAUACGCCGGGAAAUGCUGCGACAGAAUUAUAGCUUGCAGAUUACUGGCGGCGAGGCUCCUGAGACAAUUCAGAUGGUGGGCUCCUAUAAGCACUUGGGGACAUGGAUACAAGCUGGAGGAGGGGUUGCCAAAGAUGUAGGAGUCAAGUUUGGAAUUGCACAUGACACUAUGACAAAAUACAAAUCGCAAAUUUUUGCGAACCGUGCUAUGGCCCUAUGUCGAAAGAGACAGUUCUUCGACAGCUUGAUCAUGAGUGCUCUGCUCUACAACACGGCUGUCUGGGUGCCCCGUAAUAAGCGCCAGACCAUGCAAAUUGAAGCAGGGUUUACCAAGCUUUACAAGCGAUUGGCCCUUUACCAUUGGGGAAAACAAGCCUUGACAUGGAGUAGCCACUGGACACUCUACAAGAUGCGGCUCCCGAGUUCUACGACUGUCCUGACAGUAGCGAGACUCCGCUAUUUAGGGCAACUUGUCCGGACAGGGCAACCGAUCCUAUGGGCUCUUCUGCAAAGAGAUGGCGAGUGGCACGAUCGAACCAACCAAGAUCUUGCAUAUCUCAUGGAGUAUUGCCCGGAGGCAGAUCUCCCACUGCCGAUACAGCAGCAUUGGGACGUGCUACAUGACUUGCUGGUCAAGAGCCCUGGAUAUUGGCGACGGUUGAUGAGGACUUUGGUGGCAAGAAGUAUCUCAGUUCAGACAAUUGAUGCUGAAUGGAAGCACUGGCAUCAAGAGAUCCGGACAGAAUUGAUUGUCCAUGGCAAAGCCAAUCGGGCACGUGCUUUCGUCACAGGACGACAAUGUGAAGCAUGUCUCAAGAUCUAUGAGCCAGUUGAAGGAGAGACAGUCCCUGAUGAGGAGUUUGAAGCCUUCUUUCAGCGACAGGCCUGGCUCAUGACAGCGAUCAAGAUGCCCAGAAUCCUGGCCUCCCUUAUGAGCGAGUCCCAGCCGCAUGCGGAGUUCCUAGAAGAGCAGCCAAAAUGGUUCAUGGAAGCGGUGGCCUUGCUGACUGCAAAGUACGACGCAAAUGCCACUAUGGGACCGGACUACUGUGCGGCGGACUCCAAGGGGGUGGAUUGUGUUGCCAAAGGAUGGCAGCCCUUGCCACGCCUGACGCACGUGGACCGGGAGAUCUUUCAUCACUUUGCCACCGCGCGGAGACCCUUCGUGUUGGAGCCUUCCGUGGUGGAGUCCUUUGGUUGGCCCCUGGACCGUUGGAGCCAGCUCCGCUAUUUCGAGCAACAUCCCCAGGUCCAAGCCAUGGAGCAGCUCUUCAACAGCUCCGAGGGCUUCCGGCCCAUCGCCGUGCGCUGCUCGCCGCGCGCAGGCGAUGACCACAGCGGCCUUUCGUGCCCGAUGACGCCAUUGGAGGCGCUGCAAACCUUGCGGAGGCGCGAGGAGCUGGGGCCUUUGUCCGAUGAUGGUUUGGCCUUGUACGUGGGCGCAUGGGAGUAUGAUGCGGACGACUGCGGGCUGCCGGCCCAGGAGGGGCUCACGGCUGAGCUACAGGAGGUGCCCUUUGCUGACUGCGUCCUGAAAAGCCAAUUGGGAUCGGAGCAUGAGCUGUGCCGCAGCCUCCGUUGGAUCUACAUCGGUGAGCCAGGCUCGGGCACCUGUGCCCACCUCGAUCCGAUUGGCAGCCACGGCUGGAUGUGGCUGACCAAGGGUCAAAAACUUUGGCGCCUGCUGCGCUGGCAGGCCGAGACCCCGCACGGAUGCGAAGCGGUGCCCGCUGGAGUGCCGGAGGACCUGUUCUCCACCACCGGCUGCGAGCGACUGGCUGGAUGGCUUUCCGGUGCGACUCACGAGGCUUGGGGUGGAUUGCUUUCUGCGGGCGAGCUGAUCUUCAUUCCCGCAGGUACCCUGCAUGCAGUGAAGAAUGUGGCGCAGGAGGUGAGCAUCGCUGUGUCCCACAACUUUAUGGACGACACAUGCAUGGAGUCCGUGCUGCAUUGCCUAAGACAGGCGCUGCAGAUGUGGGCGGACGAGCUCGAAUCCAGGUGUGAAACUCACGCGACGUGCGUUGCGCGCGAAACGGCCGCGGAGACGAGACGACGGGAGCGGCCGAGGCGGAGCCCCACGGAGCCAACCGGCUUCGUGAAGUCCGUGGGACGCCUCGAGGAGCAUGAGGUCCUCAUGCAGGAGUUUGUGCAUGCGCAUCUCAUGACGAUCUUGCAGCCUUUCAGCGAGCAGCUGCAAACCCUUCAAGAGGAGCUACAGCAGCUCGCUGUGCAGAUUCCUCCGGUGGCCCAAGAGGUGGUUCAGAACCGUGAGAAGAUUGCGCAGUUGGCCACCACCGUGCCGCCAUUGGAACAGGCGGAUGUGGCUCUCGCACAGAAGAUCGAAGAAGUGCGUUUGGAGGUGAGGGCAAUCGUCCCAAAGCACGAGAAGUUAGCCGCAGAUCAUGAGGAGCUCAAAGGCCAUUUGAUGGAAGCGGAUGGUCGUUUGCUGCGCACCUCCGAGCAGAUCGAGGCAUUGAUGGGCGGUCAGGACGGCGUGAUGGCACAGCUCCAACGCCUCCACGAGGGCCUGUCAGAGGUGGAGAAGCAUGUGAGCACCGUGGUGGAGAGUAGGCUCAACUACUUGCACACCUUUUGCAAAGACCUGCGCGGCGAGCAAACCACUCAAUUGGAGACGAUCAGCCAAUUGGAUGAGAACUGCUGUAAGAACGGCGACGCGAUCAAGCAAGUCCGGAUGAGAGUCUCCGCUCGGCAGGCAGAGGAUGACGAGAAGUUUGCUUGCCUCUCACAGCACGCCAAAGGCUUCGAGGCCAAGUUGAGCCAGUUCCUGCCGGAGGUGAAAACCAACGAGGAUGCCAUCAAGCAGCACGACAAGGAGCUGCAACGUUUGAUGGGCGACAUCCAAAAGCUUCGCUCCAUGCAACAGCUGUAUGCGGAGUAUUCGGAGAUUUUCAUCUCCGUGCGGGAGAACACCCGACGUGUCGCCAAGGUCGAGGACACCGUGCAGGUGCUGUCGGCGCGGAACCCUGUGGAGGUGCAUCACUUCCAGGAGACCAUCCAACGCCUGCAAAAUCAAAUGGACGAGAACGAGACUCGCCUACAGUCUGUGGAUCGGAGCCAGCUUGGCCUAUCGGGCCGCAUCGAACAAGUGGCUCGUAGCAUCGAACCUUUCGAGCCCGAGAUCAAAAGCCUGGAGCGCCGCUGUGGCAUGAUCGAUGCCGAAGUCCAGGGCCUCGCCUUAUGGCAGCAUGGAAGCACUGAGAAGUUUGAGGAACACUCGCUGAAGUUCCAACAGCAAAAAUCGGAUCUUCAAAAGUUGCAAGCAGAGAUUGAUGCUCGAGGCGGCUACCUGGAAGAAAUCCAAAGCGAGCUGGCCACACAGCAGCGCAAGAUCGUGCGCAUCGAUGGGAAUGUGGACGUGAUGCAGAAGUACUUCACCGGACUUGGUAAAGGCUUACAGGACACCACGCGCAGCGUUUCGGCGCGGGACAUGGCAACGCCACGGGCCACGCCUCCGCGUCCUCAGUCUGCGACGACCCCUGCGACAGGCCUGCCGACGCUCUGUGGCUCGGGAUCGCCGAGGCGCCGCCCCUGGAGUUCCAAGGAGGUUCGCACUCGCGGUGAUUUGGCGGAAUGCUGA
Molecule: messenger RNA, 4938 nt
Organism: Durusdinium trenchii
Lineage: Eukaryota; Dinophyceae; Suessiales; Symbiodiniaceae
Source: the annotation of a GenBank genome assembly